UGGGAAAGCCAAAGCCGAAGGAGACACAGACACGGGAAGCAGAGCCACCGCGAGCGGAGACUCUCCCAGGGACCGGCUUCCACCGUCACGGACCACCACCAGCGCCACCGGAUCUCGUUCCUCUUCGUUCCGGGAUUCCCUGCUCCUAUGGAUCACAGGUGGCACAACAGCAAACAGGAAAGUAUCCCCAGAGAUAAGCGCCAUCUCGAUGCAGACCAGGAAUCUGUGAUUGAAGAUCUGGCGGGGGGCUUCUUCUUACCCAUUAACCACAGACCCACAGAGAAUGUGGAUCUGGACAAUGUUGAGCAAGCAUCACUUGAAACCAAGCUGACAGCAUCUAAUGUUGGUUUCAGACUUCUUCAGAAGAUGGGAUGGAAAGGAAAAGGACUCGGGAAGAACGAGCAAGGAAUUGUUGAGCCAAUCAAAUCGGGAAUUAGAGAUCCAAAGUUAGGGAUUGGAAAGCAAGAGGAAGAUGACUUUUUCACUGCUGAAGAAAAUAUCCAACGCAAGAAGCUUGAGAUUGAAGUUGAGGAAACUGAAGAGCAUGCAAAGAAGCGUGAGGUGCUAGCAGAACGGGAGCAGAAAAUUCAAACCGAGGUGCAAGAAAUCAGAAAGGUGUUCUAUUGUGACCUAUGCAAAAAGCAAUACAAAUUGGCUAUGGAAUUCGAGGUUCACCUUAGUUCAUAUGAUCAUAAUCACCGAAAGAGAUUUAAAGAAAUGAGAGAGAUGCAUGGUAGUAGCAGUCGGGAUGAUCGACAAAAGCGAGAAUUGCAGCGACAGGAAAGAGAAAUGGCUAAGUUUGCGAAAAUGGCAGAUGCACAUAAACAGCAGCAGCUUCAGCCACGAGAGGAAGAAUCUGGAUCUUCAGCACAAGUUUCCUGUUCAGUGAAAACUAUUGUUGAUCAGGAUCAGCGCAAGGCAUUGAAAUUCGGGUUUGCCUCUAAAAGUGGCACUUUAAAGUCGACUCCUGCUAGUGUUGGUAAGAAGCCAAAAGUGGCUCUUGCCUCUGUUUUCAACGAUGAUAGCGAGGAAGAGCAGUGAGCAUUGAGGAAGUCUGGCGAUUCACAUGUACCAGAGAGCCACCUUUCUGUAGAAGAAGUGCACAUUGUGUACCACUAUUGUGUAGAAAAGAACACAGAGCAGAACUAUCACUUGGUUCCUACUGUUUCGGACUUAUAGUAACUUGUUAUGUGAGUGGAUGACGAAGCUUUAUUUUGGCAGUAGAAAUGCUCCUGGAAAGAAUGGUUUUUGUUCUUAUGUUGAUAGCGAGUAAAG
Messenger RNA from Linum tenue, 1275 nucleotides. NCBI's taxonomy places the organism in Eukaryota, Viridiplantae, Streptophyta, Magnoliopsida, Malpighiales, Linaceae. The record is from the annotation of a GenBank genome assembly.